This is a messenger RNA of Photinus pyralis (common eastern firefly), 1664 nucleotides long. RefSeq names its product nose resistant to fluoxetine protein 6-like. The record is from RefSeq and is a predicted model, not a curated record. NCBI's taxonomy places the organism in Eukaryota, Metazoa, Arthropoda, Insecta, Coleoptera, Lampyridae. Bases 79 to 1452 code for a protein of 457 amino acids. Gene Ontology annotation, molecular function: acyltransferase activity, transferring groups other than amino-acyl groups. The transcript has 9 exons.
GUUUAUUGUGGGCUCUUCCAUCGUUUACUAAGUAAUCCAGGCACGAUUUUUUUAUGAACGAAUCCACAAUAUGCCACGAUGGCUCCCCAAAAACUGUUGUGUCUGAUUCUCCUCGUUGCGGGGACGAAAGGAGACGUUUUCGAUUACAACUUCGAAGCACUUUCGUCGCCACGUAUGCUUUCCGAUGCCCUCGAAUCUUUUCUGUUACUUAAUGCAACGGCGGUCUCAUGGAACUGUUCGGUACAAUUGAGCGAGUACGUAGUCGGCCUUCGGUCGAGAGAGGAGUGGGCGUUAAAGAUGUACGACUCCAAUGGAAAGCUUCCGGCUGGAGUAUUGGACGGGAAUCUUGCCGAGCUGGGUUCAUUUGAUGAGUGCCUCUAUGUCACGAAGUUAAACGAGGAACCCAAAGGUUCCAGUUUUACGGGACAGUAUUGCAUGGGCUCAAUUCACGUAAAUGCAACACAGAACAUCAGCGCUGAAAUCAAAUUGCCCGAACGUCUGAACUUAAUGGUAUUUUCGACUUGCCUUCCUGACGCUUGUUCAGCGACGGACGUUCAAAAUCUCAUCAGAGGCUUUGGCAUCAACUUAACCACUUACGACACUUACUGCCAAAUUUUGGCGGAACGGCCGGAGUUGGACGUUGGUGGUAUAUUUGGAUUGACCAUUUUUGUAUGUUUAGCAUUGCUGAUGGUCGCCUCUACAAUCUACGACCUUCGUAAAAAGUUCCUUGAAAAAAAGACUCCUAAUGCCCUUUUGUCGGCAUUUUCGGUGUACACAAACCUCAAGAAUAUCUUCAACACGAAGUCCGCCUCCAAGGAAAUAACCUGCCUGCAUGGGCUUCGCUCAAUAGCAAUCAUUGUAGUCAUUGCAUUCCAUCGCUAUUUAAAUUCCUUUGGCAUAAAGUACAGAAAUGACUUCUAUAUAAAUCACUGGGUACACCAGACACAAAACAUGCCAUUAGUAAAAUCGGACUUUGCCUUGGACGUUUUCUUCUUUUUGUCAGGUUCGAUGAUUACGUAUGGAUUUUGCCAAAAAAUGGCGAGACAGCAAAGAUUUCGAAUUAUGUUGCACUAUGUUAACAGAUAUGUGAGGUUGACUCCCUCGAUGGCUAUUGUAGCCUUGUUUGUAGCGACAGUGACCAAGUAUUUAGGUUCGGGACCACUAUGGCCAGACUUCAAUGAAAAUAUAAUCGAACCUUGUGUUCACAGUUGGUGGUACAACAUGCUGUAUAUUCAAAUCUUUACACUGCCAAUGUGCCUUCCACAUUCAUGGUAUGUGGCUGUAGAUUUUGAGUUCUUUCUUCUGACGCCAUUGCUACUAAUCCCUCUACGACGCUGGCCGAUGAAGGCUUUAGUAACAACGGCUUUUCUAGACGUCUGCUGCGUUGCUUUCGUUUUUGCACUUGCGUGGAUUGCGGAAUUUCGGGUGGCGACUCAGUAUAACAACCUGUAAGUAAGCUAAUUCUCUGGUUAAAACUCGCUUUAAGAAUAAUCGUCGGAUUAGUUGAGGUGAGUCAAUUAAGAAUAAAGGCAGCCAUUAUAAGAGCUCUUGGAGACAAACAAUCCCUGUACCGAUCUUAAAGGUUGUUCUUUUGAGGCUUCUACAAACCCUGCAUGGUUAUGAAUUUAUGAUUCAUGGCUAAUGCCAAAGUCGCCUUGGGGUCG